UUGUACGGGGGGCGAUUUAAUUAAUUCACUCCUCGGAUUUAUAAAGUCCCUUUGUUUUGACGAGCUAGUUGCCUUCAUCUUUACUCUGUCAAACAUAUCAAAACAAAGGACAGCAUUGGCAUGGAACCUGUAUAUUACAAGGCUGCAGCAGAAGGCAAAAUCGAGGUCUUCAAAGAUAUUCCAAAGCCUCUUAAACAACUACUAACCCCAAAUAGAAACACAGUCCUUGAUAUUCACCUCACAACCUUAUUUGAGAAAUCAGAAUCAUCAACCGACUUUGUUGAAGAAAUUCUUACAAAGUGUCCAGAACUGCUAAGGCAAGCUAAUGUCAAAGGUGAAACUCCCUUGCAUAUCGCGGCAAAAUAUGGGGAUGCUGCCAUCGUGAAAGUUUUAAUUGAACAUGCAAAAAGGCCCCAACAAGACCCCAAAAGUGAGGUCAAAGUUACAACUGAAAGUGCUCUCCCCCCAGAACUCGAAAGUGGGGUCGAUAAAACGGUCAAGAAGAUGCUGAAGAUGAAGAAUAAAGAAAAUGAGACGGCCAUGCAUGAGGCUGUACGUAAUAAUCAUCUUGAAGUGGUGAAACCGUUGGUUGAAAACGGUAAAGAUAUUUCAUAUUCUGCUAAUGAUGCUGGUGAGACUCCACUGUACAUGGCUGUGGAGAGAAAUUAUAGGGAGGUGGUGUUACACAUUUUAGAAAACUGCAAAUCAUUAACUCAUGAUGGCCCACUUGGUGGAACCACGUUGCACGCUGCAGUGAUUUGGAACGAUGAUGUAAUGACAGGUGAAAUUCAAGAAAAAAUAGAACCUAAAGCACUAAGUGCUCAAAAAUAUAACCGACGUUGUUUGACUCCGCUUCACUGUGCUGCGUACUUCAAUGGUUAUAGUACAAUAAAAAUAUUACUGAAAAUUGAUAGAUCUAUGGCAUACAAGAAAGACAGAAAGGACAUGACGGCUCUUCACAUUGCAGCUGAUCGAGGCCAUGUAAAAAUAGUGAGUGAGAUUUUAGAAUAUUGUCCUGAUUGUAACGAACUAGUUGACAAGAGAGGUUGGAAUGCACUCCGUUUUGCCGUGAACUCAUCUCACAAGGAUGUUAUUAAUGUCAUCCUAAACCAAUCAUCACUCAGCAACCUUUUGAAUGAAAAGGAUGAAAGCAGGAACACACCUCUCCUCCAUUCCAAAUCAUUGCCAUAUAUAAAGGAUCUCAUGCAGCACAAUAGAGUAAAUAAGAUGGCCUUCAACAAACAAAACCUUGAUGCUUACGACAUUGAAGAAUUAUCAAAAGAAAAGGAAUCUGUAAAUCAAAGGAGUGCAACAAUGUUUCAAAGGUCAAAGUCCUGCCCCGUCAAAUUUGGAGAUAAUAAAAUUGCAUUCCCUCAUAAUCGUCCCGCGGAAUUUCGAAAAUUCUUAGGAGAACAUUAUAUCAAACCAAAGAGUUUUCUAUUUGGUUUAUUGCAGUGGGAGGAGGAAGCCUAUAAUUCCCGUAAAGAACGAUUUGUUUGUGUCAUGAAAAAAACAUCCCAACACCAUAUGGUAGUGGACACACUCAUUGCAACCGUGACUUUUACAGCUGGUAUUACCAUGCCUGGGGGUUUCAUAGGUCAAGAAGGCCCACACUCAGGCUCUCCAGUUCUGAUCAGAAAUACUGCUUUCAAAGCAUUUAUUAUUACAAAUACCAUAGCCAUGGUGCAAUCUUGUUCUGCUGCCUUUUUCCACCUAUUCAUGCCACUAUUGUUUGACGAGCAGAACCUUGGAGACUUUUCUUUCCUACUGGCCACACUGGCCUUCUUCGCUUCCAUAUCUUCCAUGGGAACAAUGAUGGUGGCAUUUGUUUUGGGCACAUACGCUGUGUUAAUGCAUUCCUGGGGUCUUGCCGUUGCCAAUUCUGUCAUCGGAUUGUUCUACUUCAUCCCCGUCUUUUUCAUAUGUAUCGGAUGUUUAAAUUAUUUCCUCGAAAUAUUGAGAGUGGGUUCGUUUUGGAUUUUAGACAGGUUGUGCAAAUUCAGGAAUUUCCUUGGUGAUGCUCUUGAGAAGUGGAUGAGAAGUAGUAGGAAUUUCCUUCCACAAAGAAGUAGUAUGAGAAGUAUAUUGCCACGUGCUUCUUUGUCGUCGUAGACGGAAAUUUUCAUUUCCAGUGAAGCAUCCGGAGACUGUUACGAACUUGGUACAACUGUUUUAGUUAUUGCAUCCUCAUGCUUUGAUUAAUUUUUCAAAUCGUUCCUUGUAAGACUAUUUAAAUUCUGUUGACUCAGAGUGACUAUUU
Quercus lobata is the source of this 2260-nucleotide messenger RNA. RefSeq names its product ankyrin repeat-containing protein At5g02620-like. Gene Ontology annotation, molecular function: protein binding. NCBI's taxonomy places the organism in Eukaryota, Viridiplantae, Streptophyta, Magnoliopsida, Fagales, Fagaceae. The coding region runs from base 121 to 2112 and encodes 663 amino acids. The record is from RefSeq and is a predicted model, not a curated record. The transcript is spliced from 4 exons. Gene Ontology annotation, cellular component: plasma membrane.